CACAUCCCUAUCAGGUCCUCUACACCCAACUCCCUCGCAGCUUUCCCGGGUCGUGCUGAUCUGGGGACGUGAGCAGAAGGCGGCGUUUGCACACGGACUCCGGGAGAGGCAAAACUGAGGACAAGGCGCGGGGGCUGGGGAUGGGAGUAAUCCCCCAGGGUGGGUUCCCGGAACACCCGAGGCCGGAGACGGCAGGAACCUCAGGAAAUUCGGGAAGAGGCAACAGCGCGUUAAGGACGCCGUGUACUGCAGAGCAACCCCUCCCAAGCUACGGGUCACCAAAAGGGCGGCGACCGCGGUGCGCACGGAGUCACACUCUCUCCGGAACCUGUGCCCCCGUCCCGCCCGCUGCGCUCGGCCCAGCCAAGGACGCGGGCGCCUCGGACUCAGCGGGGCGGGUGCAAGGGCCGGGGCGGAGCCUUUGCGCCCGGGCCGCCGCCUCUGACUAUAAAGGGAGCUGGCGGGUCUCAGGCUGCGACACGCCUCCCACAGCCCGAGUGCUUCUUCGCGUGUUGCUUUGGAUCUCCGACCUCACCUCAUCUCGCGAUGGACCCCAACUGCUCCUGCGCCCCUGGUGGUUCCUGCACCUGUGCCGGCUCCUGCAAAUGCAAAGAAUGCAAAUGCACCUCCUGCAAGAAGAAAAGGGGAAAGAGGCCCAGAGUACACAGCAGCCAGUCAAGUACAGAUCAGAAACUGAGGACUUCUCUCAGUUAAAUGUAUGGCUCCAGGCUGCUGUUCCUGCUGCCCUGCAGGCUGUGCGAACUGUGCCCAGGGCUGCGUGUGCAAAGGGGCAUCGGACAAGUGCAGCUGCUGCCCCUGAUGGGGGCCAGCCCUGCUCCCAGAUGUAAAUAGAACCAUGUGUACAAGCCUGAAUUUUUUUUUCCAUACCCUCUUGACCAUUUGCUACAUUCCUUUUUCUAUGAUACAUGUGAAUGACAAUAAAAGUUGUUGACCUGA
Molecule: messenger RNA, 957 nt
Organism: Tupaia belangeri chinensis (Chinese tree shrew)
Lineage: Eukaryota; Metazoa; Chordata; Mammalia; Scandentia; Tupaiidae
Product: metallothionein-2B-like
Exons: 4
Coding region: 141-848 (235 amino acids)
Biological process (GO): cellular response to cadmium ion; detoxification of copper ion; cellular response to copper ion
Cellular component (GO): cytoplasm; nucleus
Molecular function (GO): metal ion binding
Source: RefSeq, a predicted model, not a curated record